This is a messenger RNA of Mizuhopecten yessoensis (Yesso scallop), 7087 nucleotides long. Its product is annotated as hemicentin-1-like. The transcript is spliced from 21 exons. Gene Ontology annotation, molecular function: cell adhesion molecule binding. Lineage: Eukaryota; Metazoa; Mollusca; Bivalvia; Pectinida; Pectinidae. Gene Ontology annotation, biological process: cell-cell adhesion. Gene Ontology annotation, cellular component: cell-cell junction. The record is from RefSeq and is a predicted model, not a curated record. The annotation marks the transcript as partial.
AUAUCCCAACUGUCACCAUUUCCCAGAAUGCCUACAGCACCAACACAGGAAACAGUAUCACCCUGGGAUGUACCGUGUCUGCCAACCCGACCCAUACCACUGUGUUCUGGCAGCGUAAUGUUAAUUCUGGUACACAGUCCAUCACCAUUGAUGGUGUCAACUACUCUGGCUCUACGGUCAAUUCUCCGUCCCUGACCGUUCUCAACGCUAACACAGCUGACAGUGGUUCCUACACCUGUUUCGCCACCAACUCUGUAGGAACUGGACAAAGUAGUGCUACCUCACUGACAGUUUCAGGAAACAUUCCAACUGUGAUCAUUUCCCAGAAUGCCUACAGAACCAACACAGGAAACAGUAUCACCCUGGGAUGUACCGUGUCUGCCAACCCCGCACGUACCACUGUGUUCUGGCAGCGUAAUGUUAAUUCUGGUACCCAGACCAUCACCAUUGAUGGUGUCAACUACUCUGGCUCUACGGUCAAUUCUCCGUCCCUGACCGUUCUCAACGCUAACACAGCUGACAGUGGUACCUACACCUGUUUUGCCACCAACUCUGUAGGAACUGGACAAAGUAGUGCUACCACACUGACAGUCUCAGGAAAUAUCCCAACUGUCACCAUUUCCCAGAAUGCCUACAGCACCAACACAGGAAACAGUAUUACCCUGGGAUGUACCGUGUCUGCCAACCCGACCCAUACCAACGUGUUCUGGCAGCGUAAUGUUAAUUCUGGUACCCAGACCAUCACCAUUGAUGGUGUCAACUACUCCGGCUCUACGGUCAAUUCUCCGUCCCUGACCGUUCUCAACGCUAACACAGCUGACAGUGGUACCUACACCUGUUUCGCCACCAACUCUGUAGGAAAUGGACAGAGUAGUGCUACCACACUGACUGUUACAGGAAGUCUACCAGUGGUGACGGUUGCCCAGAGUAGCUACACCAUAACAACGGGAGGCACCAUCACCCUCGUGUGUACCGUUAGUGCCAACCCGUCCGCUUCCUCUGUCUCCUGGAGACGAUUGGUCGGAGGUGUGUCCACAGCCAUCAGCGUUAGCGGUACCAAGUACUCUGGUGUUUCUCUCUCCAAUCCAUCCCUGACCAUCAGCAACUCCCAGAACAGUGAUGAAGGUUUCUACAUCUGUCAGGCGACAAACAUCGUAGGGACAGGCGAAAGUACCACCUACCUCACUGUCAGUGGAAAUAUACCUGUUGUUACCAUACCCCAAAACGCCUACAGUAUUCUCACUGGUGGCUCCAUCGUUAUCGACUGUACCGUGACCGCUGUCCCAGCACACACAUCUGUCACAUGGCGCAAAACUUUGACGGAUGGCACCACAUCAAUCCUCCAGAUCGAUGGAGUCAACUACAGUGGUGGUACGGUAAACAGUCCAUCUCUGAGCGUCAACAACGCUGACAGCAGCGACAUAGGCUUCUAUGUGUGUACAGCGACCAACAGCAUCGGAACAGGAACCAGCAGCCAGGCCUAUCUCUCCGUCACAGGUGCCCCACCGACAGCCACUGUAGCCCAGACAGCCUACACCAUCAUCACUGGAGCAUCGGUCACACUGCAAUGUUCCGUAUUUGGGACCCCAGCUGUUACCGGUGUCACGUGGACAAGAACUUUCACUAACGGAGCGAGCAACACGAUCAGCAUCAACAGUCAGAAGUAUGCUGGCUCCACAGUCAACAAUCCUUCACUGACCAUCUUCAACACAGACAGCAAUGAUCAGGGCACCUAUGUCUGUACAGCCACGAACACGCUAGGGUCUGGCCAAAGUCAAACUGUGUCACUCUCCGUUACCGGAAAUCCACCGACCGUAACAGUGAGUCAGACCCAGUACACGGCUAUCACUGGAUCGUCCGUGACACUGCAGUGUUCCGUGACGGCUGUCCCAGCAGCUACCAGUGUAUACUGGGAGAGAACCUCGAACGGCUUUACUAACCAGCUGACCAUCGACCAGGUUCAGUAUGGAGGCUCAACCAUCAACUCACCAUCCCUGGUUAUCUACAAUGCCAACAGCGCUGACAGUGGAGUGUACAUCUGCAAAGCAACAAACAGUAUCGGCACCGGCCAGAGUCAGGGAGUCACAGUAACCUUCACUGGGUCUCUGCCCGUCGUCAAUAUACAGCAAGCUACCUACACUGUGAACACUGGCGCCUCAGUUACACUUGUAUGUACCGUGACGGCCACUCCACAAGCUACUUCUGUCACCUGGCGCAGAACCAUUGGUGGUGUCCCCACUGUAAUCGGCAUCAAUGGUGGGAAGUACAAUGGUGGAUCCGUCAACACCCCUUCUCUUUUCAUUUCUAGUACCAGUAGCAGUGACAUCGGCUCCUACACCUGUCAAGCCACCAACGCAGUCGGCACGGGAACCAGCUCCGAUACAUACCUAGAUGUUGUUGGAUCCCUCCUGGCUGUCCAAGUGGCCCAGUCCUUUUAUACGGUACCGAGGGGACAGUCUGUUACCCUGGUGUGCACCGUGUCGGGAACGCCUUCAGCCACCUCCGUUACAUGGAGGCGCACUUCAGGCGGUUUUACCAACAAUGUUAAUAUUGACAACAACAAAUAUCAGGGAUCUAGUAUCAACAGUCCAUCCCUUGUCAUCAACAACGCGGACAGUGUCGACACCGGUACAUACGUGUGUACAGCCACCAACAGUGUCGGAACAGCCACGAGCUCACAGACAACGCUGUCCGUCACCGGAGAGAUCCCGACCGUCACCAUUCCUUCCCCAUCCUACAGCAUUGUGACUGGGUCAUCCAUCACCAUCACCUGUACAGUCACAGCAAAUCCUCAGCAUACCUCUGUGUCCUGGACUAGGACAGACAACGUCAAUAGCAACGCUGUGUCCAUCGUCAUCGACGGCACCACCUAUAGCGGUGGCUCUGUCAACAACCCAUCUCUCACCAUCAACAGUGCCAGUUCCGCAAACCAGGGUUACUAUGUCUGUCGGGCUACUAACAGCAUCGGCACCGGAACCAGUGGCCAGUCAUACCUCACCGUAACAGGAGCCUUGCCAUCUGUGACCAUCCCGUCCAAUGCUUACUCAGUCAUCACUGGGAGCACCAUCCAGAUUCCCUGUGCUGUAGUGGCCAGUCCUUUUGCCAACACUGUGACCUGGACCAAAUCUGCUGGCACUAACUCUGCUAUUAGCAUAAUCAGUAUUGACGGCUCAAAGUACCAGGGAGGUGCCCCGAACCUUCCCAGCCUCACUAUCACCAACGCCAACACCAACGACCAGGCCUACUACAGAUGUUCUGCUGCCAACAGUGUUGGCUCAGCUGAGAGUAUUCUCACCUACCUAACUGUCUCCGGAAAUGUGCCAGCUGUUACGAUUUCACAACCUCAAUACAGUACCGUUCUGGGCACCUCGGUGACCAUUGACUGUACCGUGACCUCUACACCGCAAGCCAACACCGUCGCCUGGGAACGUGUCAUCGGUGGACAGACAACCACCCUUACCAUCGACGGCACAAAAUUUGUUGGUUCUUCUGUCAACAACCCAUCUCUCACUAUCACUGAUGCCUCGACUAACGACAUGGGUUACUACGUGUGUACGGCCAUCAACAAUGUCGGUGUUGGUCGUAGUGCACAGGCUUACCUAACUGUGGAUGGCUUGGUAGCCGCGGUUGUGAUCAGCCGGCCGUCCUACUCCUUUGUCCUGGGCGAGACUGCCGUUAUUGACUGCGACUACAGCUCCUCACCCGACGCGACAUCUGUCUACUGGCAGAAGAUCGUGGACACACAGACAACCCGCAUCAACACCUUUAACACCAACAAAUACAGCGGUUCUACCUUGUCCAACCCUUCACUGACCAUCACUAAUACAGACAGUAGUGACCAGGCCUUCUAUCGCUGUGUAGUGGUCAACAGUGUCGGGGAGGGCCGGAGCAACCAAGCCUACCUCUAUAUCACAGGAAACAUUCCUUCAGUCACUGUACCUCAGAGUUCAUACAGUGUUUCCCUUGAUGAUACCGUCACCAUCACCUGUACUGUAUCGGCUGUCCCGUCAGCAACCACGGUUACCUGGGAGUACAUCGAUUCUAACGGUGUUAACAGCAAUGUGAAUGUGGGUAACUCCAGGUACAGCGGUGGUACCCUAGCCAACCCUUCCCUGGUCAUCUCGACCGCCAGACUUAGUGACCAAGGCACUUACAGGUGUAAGGCUAGCAACAGUGUUGGUACAGGAGAGAGUCAACAGGUGUACCUUUACGUCACCGGCACCCUGCCGUCUGUGCGAGUGACCGUGUCCGCCUACACGGUAGAUGUGGACACCACUGCCACACUUGCCUGUAUUGUGGAUGCCUCCCCAGCAGCCACCUCUGUAUACUGGACCAAAAUUGUGGAUGGCGUGUCGUCCACCAUCAGUACAACCACCAACAAGUACAGUGGCUCGACUGUCGGCUCCCCGUCACUCAUUGUCUACAGCCUUGUUCUGGGUGACGAGGGUAGCUACAGAUGUAACGCUAUCAACACUGUCGGCACUGGGCAGAGCGGUCUCACCUCCCUUAUAGUGGCCUAUGCUCCCAGGAACACAGUUGUGAACCCCACAUCUGUGACGACCCGAGAAGGCCAAUCUGCAACCUCGGAGUGUAUCACAGAUGCUAAUCCUGCUGCCACCUUCCAGUGGGUCAAGGACAACACCAACCAGGUCGUGGGUGUCGGUAAAAUCCUUCUCAUCACCAACGUAGACCGUGGCCAUGACAGCAGCUAUUCCUGUAUCGCCACCAACAGCCAGGGCUCUCAGACCGCCAAGUUUGAGCUGGAUGUUCAGUACAAACCUAUCAGCACUGUCACCGUUGCCCAAGCAGCUGUCCUGUUGAGUCUGAACGCACAGAGAGACAUCGAGUGUAACACUGUGGCCAAUCCUGCUGUACAGACCUACAGAUGGCAAAAAGAUGGAAACAGCAUUGCAAAUGCGAACAGUCUCAUCUACCGAGUCGUUGCCACCGAUUCCAAUAGCUAUGGCGUGUAUACUUGCUAUGCCACCAACACUAUUGGCGAGUCGUCAGCCAUCGCCUACACUGUGUCCUCAGGUGAAGUGUCCCCGACUGUUACACCAACAGUAGAUGGUAUCAGUGCUGGCCUUGUCGUCGCAAUCGUCAUCUCAGCUCUCGUCCUGAUUCUCAUCAUUAUCAUCAUCGUCUGCUGCUGCGUGUCAAGAGGUGUGUGUAGAGAGGAAGCUGUAGAGAGACAGAGAGUGAUUGUUGAGAAACCUAGACCAAUGCAGUACAUAAAUCCUGCACCAAUGAUUCUCCCCAGACAGGAGAUGAUCACUAUGGAUGACGGAUUCUACAGGACGCCCACACCCCAGUACCAGUACACACCACAGCUGGCGUACUACGAGACCGAGGGAUCCAGGAAAAGCAUGCAGUGAACUAAGGGGUUCAGUUUGGAAAUCUCCACAGCAGUGUGAGAGGGGGACCAUCAGAUGUCAUCAAUAAUUACAUUCCCCAUUUUCUGGGUCUAUAACAAAGUUAUUGAAAGGAAUUGUUUAAUUCAGAAUUCCACACAAUCAGGAAGGACUGUGAACCAGUUUGUUUGAUAAAUAGGAUUAAUGUGUUUGAAUGUAGAUUAUCAACCAAUGAUGAAAUCCAUGUGUAAUAAUAGUUAAUUGAUUUUCAUCUGUUCUGACUGUUGAUUACUGUUAUGAGGACUCCACAGUUUCGAUCUAUGAAGCCAAAUAGGACAUGUCGGAGACCACAUCAUUUGGCCAGUUUGCUAGGGGUUCAAGAUUGUAGAAAGUCUCUCAAAGUCAUUGUCACAGGAAAAUUGUUUGGCCACUUUAGAAAAAACUUCGGAGUGGUAAGAGUAUAUAUUUGUUUUAGAAGGAACUUAUAGUUAUAAAGAUAUAGCUUGUCUUGUGUAGAGCCUAGAUUACCAUUUAUUUUGAUUUUUAACUUAAAAGUAUGCUGUACAGGAAAUACUUUAACAAAUGUAUGAUUUCUUGUAAAAAGAAACACCAGCACAAAAAAAGUACUGUUAUUAAAUAUACAUAUCAAUGUUACUUUUUAACUAACUAUCAUUCUCCUGCCAAGAACACUACUUCUGUUUUUCCCCCAAUUUCAUUCCAAAAGAUGCUGACAUUCCAACAGAGUACCACGUAAUAGCAAUCAGAUAAGGAAAGGUUUUUACAUGUUACAAGUAUUGUGUAUGAAAAGGCAGCUUUCAUUAUCAUGUGUUUGUCAAAUGUCAUGAUGUACAUAAUACAUUAUGGGGACACAACCCUUUCUACAUUCCAUUGGAGGCAAGACAUAUUUUUAUAGUUUAUUAUUUACAAGUUUGCUUGAAAUAUUUGAAUUUAAGAUUUCCAUUUGAAGUGGUGGUAUUGUUAGUGAGUUCCUACUUCAAUAAUACUGCUACAAUAGCUGACAUUGUCUCCAUUUUAUUUCUUCAUGGGAAUAAAUGUUUGUGUUCUUGUGUUCAAAGAAAGGUUUGUUGAUGAAAUGUAAGAGAAAAUCUGUUUUCAUUGUUAAAUGAGGUUUUUUAACGAAAGCUCAGAGAAAUAGUUAAGUAGGCGAAGUGGGUAAUAUUAGUGGUGUAUGGAGGAAGAGAAAAUUCAUAAAAUAAUGCUUUGUGUACAUAUAUACAUAUACUUUCAUAUAUAUUUACAUAUUAUAUAUAUAUAUAUAAAUACUAUAAUUUUCUAAUAUUUCAAUCUUUUAUUUUUACUUGCAUAUUUAGUGUAAGAUUUAGUGAUGGUUUCCAUGGUAUAACAGUUUAUAGACGUCUGUUUCGUAAGCUGAUAUAUAUAUAUAUAUAUAUAUAAUUUAGUAGACGCUCCAGAAAACAGAUGACACCUGGAUCUUCCCAGUUACAUAAGUUAUCAGGGUACCUACGUAUUCUGUAGUAGAGAACAUUUUAUGUUAAAUACCUACGGAUGUUCUUUAACAGAUUAGAUAUUUCGCUGUGAUAUUUAGAUUCCAUUCAUCAUCUAUAUUGGCAAUGAAAAAGAUAUACCUGACUUUGUGAAAAUGCUCCAAAUGAUGUUAUUGACUAUCAAAACUACAUGUAUUUCUAUGUAAAUGAAAGGUGAUCACAAUCAAGUAUAUCAUAGAUAGACGAAAUAAAUUUCUAUAUACUACGGAA